GCUUGAUGGCCGACUGAGCGCGCGGAUCACUCACGCCCGGGGCGUGAGCCGUGCUAUAGAGAGAUCCCCCUUUAUUCCUCGUGUUUGAGGUGAAGUUAAAUGUGAAAAAGAGAGGGGGACCGAGAGAGAAAGAGUGAGAGAGGGAGUGAGGCGAGGGAGGGAGAGAGAACGAGAGAGAGAGAGAGGAAGACGAAGAGAGAGAUGGACGUUGUUGUACUGGAGGAGAAGGCACCCAGGUACAAAACUGUGUGAGGGGGUACCUGGGUACUACGGUGAAACUGAGUCGUUCAGUUACGGCUGAACCGUUGCCUUGACAACACAUACGCGCGCAUCACUCGAAUUCGAGACGAUAGGCAUGCACUGAUCAUCAAAAUUGAUUUGUGAAAAAAAUAAAAAAUAAAGUGUAAACAAGGAACUCUUGACAGCAUCAAGUGAUGAGUGAUUAUUAAAAAUUGUCUGGAACAACUGCGAACAUAUGGGUAAACGCAUUACGAAUAAAUUAGUGAUCAGACGUGAUCGAUGAAAUAAACUUGAUCAAUGGAAUAUUUCAUGUGCCACGAAACGAGGAAGAUUUGAACAUUUGUGCCAAGUGUUUUGUUUGUUAUUUGACGUGUACCAGUCGGUGGAUUUAAUCACAAAAUUAAACAGUGCUCCGUUAACUAUCGAGAGGAGUUCAGCUGGUAGAUGACAUCCUUGUGACACUCAGCAAUGAGGAUUCCUGAAGAACAAUGUUUUUCGUGUCAAUGUGGUAUCACUCUGGAUAACGAGUCCCAUUGGCGUUGAUAACUAGUGCAAUUUAUCGUUUUUUUUUUGCUUUUUUGGCGGGAAGAAUACAGUAGAAAUUUUAUCCUGCUGAAGAUUGAAUGGUUCCACUUGAGACGACGUACGUCACGUCAAUCUGGGAUUCACCAGAUCCAGAACAGCGAGGAUUUUACGACUCGCCGCCCCCCCGGAUGGACGUCAGCGUGUGCUGCUUGCAGCCCACCGCCGGCUCGGGGGUCCAGCACCCUCCCACUCAUCAUCAUCAUCAUCAUCAUCAUCAUCACAAUAGUCAUCACAAUCAUCAUUCGGUUGGCAUAGCAUUACCCGUACAACAGAGUGUACAGAAUACGUAUCAGUAUGCCGAUCAAAUAGUACCUGAUCGGGGACAACCCGACGGUCUUGGACUGGUUAAUCCUGGUCAAGAUGCCUGGCAGUCAAAUUCUACCGGUGGUAAUGCUGGUAUCACCGCAAACACCACUGCUUACAUCGAUUAUUCAUGGCUGCAGAUGCAGCAGACAUCGGACUUGGACACACUCCUCUGUCGUCAGGAUCUCGAACAACUUCAAAAACUCGAUGACGAUGACACCGACAAGUCCUCACGCGAACCAUUACCAAUGGAUGACUUCUUCGAGACUAGUGGGCCAAAUCCAUGUCGACCUCAGGCAAGUUUUGUGUCAACGAGAAGUCAACCAGCGGGUACAGACGAUGAUGUCUUUCUCAGGCCACCACUAUGGGAGGAUAUUACAUCGAGCAUUCAAAAACUUGAUCCAGAGAAUGCUGAUAUGCUUGGCUCACAGUCAACGCCUCAACACGUUACCCAUGUUAAAAUGGAGACAGACGACAUAGCAUCACCUGUUCUAUCACCAGUGGAGAUAAAGAGUGAACCACUACAGUCACAACCCACUCUGCAUCUACUUGAAGGACGUCAGAGUAACAUCAACAAUUAUACGAACUCCAAUAGUGACCAUCGAUCGAGUCUCAAGACAUUUAAUAAUAAUAAUAAUAAUAAUAAUAGUAACAAUAGUAAUAAUAAUAAUAACAAUAAUAGUACUAAUAAUAAUAACAAUAAUAACAAUAAUAAUAAUAAUAAUAACGAGACGAAUCAUCAUGGUCACCAGAGUGGUAGUGGUACCUCGCCCCUUUAUGGAUCAAUGACUAGGCUCAUGUAUGUUUCACCUUUAACGCCCCCAAUAUCCGAUCCAGGAUCACCGCUCGCUGGACCACCCAGACGAACACCACCACCUCCCUAUCCCCAGCCAUCCAUGAUCAAUCAGAACCACAGGAUUCAGACGGCUUCAAUUACCAAAUUUAAUCGUAGGAAUAAUCCAGAGUUGGAAAAGAGGCGGGUUCAUCAUUGUGACUUUAUUGGAUGUACGAAAGUUUAUACAAAAAGUUCCCACCUUAAGGCACAUCAGCGAAUACACACAGGUGAAAAACCCUAUCAGUGCCAAUGGCCGGAAUGCGAAUGGCGAUUCGCCCGUAGCGACGAAUUAACCCGACAUUAUCGUAAACACACCGGUGCUAAACCCUUCAAAUGUGCAGUAUGUGAGCGUUCAUUUGCGAGAAGUGAUCAUCUGGCGUUACACAUGAAACGUCACUUACCAAAACAACACGCCAAGUGACAGGAGGAUGCCUCGAAAAUGGAUGAGAUCCUCACCCCCGGAGAAUUCCCCUCAGCCUUCUAAUCCGAUUGCACUGGAGAGAGGAAGGAAAAAGAAAGUGCACUUUGGGACAAUGACAAGUCCGACAAAAAAAAAAGCCACUUGAAUUGAGGGCACUUUGAUUCAGUUUUUUAUUUGGUCCUCCGGGGCCUACUGUACUUGAAACGGUGGCUGGUCCACGAAGAAGAUAAACGGGAAACCUCCAUUCGAGCGUGUACUUAAAUCGUGAUGAGCCUCAGGGUGACUCUCAUUAACUGCUAUUCUCCCCUGUUUGUUCAAGACCGCCUGCCAUCCACCGCGACUACUAGAUUUUAAGGGAAUUUAUAUUAAUUAUCCAAAGACUACAUUGCCGAAUGUCGUGGGACGCGUUACGAGUACUCAAAGACAUCAUUCGAUGAUAUUCAUUAACUGUCUGAUUCGUCAAGUCAUUGUUCAGCAGGAACGGUGGAUUUUUAUUUGGUAAGAUAGAUUUUGGAAUGUGGAUGUUGGAACCAAAUUUAAAAUUUUCUAAAAGUUCUUAUUUUUUUUCAAUGAUUAUUAUUGUUGGAGAAGGAAAUUAACAAAAUGAUCAGCAUCGAUGUGCCAGUAAAUAGUUGAUAUCUCUUUGCGGAUUCUCAGUAAAUGAGCACCUCCUCACCUACUUCACUUAUAAAUUUUUCAUACUUUUGACGAUAAGUCAAACGCAUGGCACAUCGUUGUUGAAUUUGAAUAUAUUUCAGUGAACACAAGUUGUUUGAAAAAUGGUUGUUCACUCAGUAAAAAAAAUUAUCCCCACGUUUGUAGAAUAAAUAUCAGAAAUUAAUGAACAUAAAUUUUUCGAGUACUCACAAAGAAGGUCACAAAUCAGAAUUGUUUGCACAUGUAUACUUCCUAGAUUACUAUUUAAAAUUAAAAGUGUAAUUAUUCCAGUUCCCGUCACUUAUCCAACUCUAAAGAAAUCCAGUGAAUAAUGAAUGUGGAUUUAUUGGCGUGGAAAUUAAUUAAUCCUUAAGUGUAAAUUUAAAUGUCCUAGUCGGAGCCGAUGUACAAAGAAGUACUUACAGCUAAUACUAGAUUUUAGCCAUUGUGAUUAGCAUAACUGGCUACAUAAAAAGAUUUAUGUUAACGAAAAAUUGGAUUUUUCAGUGACUUUGGGUCACACCAAGUGUAUUAUUACUAGUUAAAGUGAAUUGCACUGGCAACUAAUGACAGAAGUUGUUUAAACGUAGAUUUCAGGCGAAAUGGAUUUGAAUUUUCGUUUCAUGUAAUUUUAUGUCCCCGAAAUGUGUUUUGUUAGGUAGAAAAAAAAAUCCAACAUGAAUGAGAAUUUUACGUGUAAGGCACUUCUUGGCACUGAAUCGAAACAAAAAAUGAGUAAAAAGUUUCUCGGAAAUUAUGUGAAAUAGUUGAAGAAAUAAAGCGAAUUCAAUCACCAUAAA
Messenger RNA from Diachasmimorpha longicaudata, 3841 nucleotides. RefSeq names its product dendritic arbor reduction protein 1-like. Gene Ontology annotation, molecular function: DNA-binding transcription factor activity, RNA polymerase II-specific; RNA polymerase II cis-regulatory region sequence-specific DNA binding. The transcript is spliced from 4 exons. Gene Ontology annotation, biological process: regulation of transcription by RNA polymerase II. NCBI's taxonomy places the organism in Eukaryota, Metazoa, Arthropoda, Insecta, Hymenoptera, Braconidae. The record is from RefSeq and is a predicted model, not a curated record. The coding region runs from base 864 to 2384 and encodes 506 amino acids.